Molecule: messenger RNA, 1126 nt
Organism: Pimephales promelas (fathead minnow)
Lineage: Eukaryota; Metazoa; Chordata; Actinopteri; Cypriniformes; Leuciscidae
Source: RefSeq, a predicted model, not a curated record
CUGCAUGAUUCGGAUGGUCCAUGUUGAGAUAUUUGAUCUCUUAUGACUUUUAGUGCUACUGAAGAAAGGUUAGCCUACUUAAAGUCACUAUAGGCGUCCAUUUGACGUUACGUCGAUUUUAAAAUGGCGAUGUCAACAAAGAAGCGGAACAGUUUCAGUUUCUAAAUCUGCUGGCGUUUUUCGUAGAAACGGUGAUGAACUUACUCAUUUUCGUCCCAAUGUGGGUUUUUCAACUUGGUGCAUCGGCUGUUUAUACAGACAGAGUGUCUGUGUUUGUGAUGGAGGGAGAUUCAGUCACUCUUAACACUGAUGUUAAAACAAACCAACAAGAAAAGAUUAAAUGGUAUUUUAAUAAUACUCGCAUCGCUCAGAUCAAUGGAGAUCUCAGUAAGAUCUGUACAGAUGUUCAGUGUAAUAAUGACACUGAUAGAUUUAGAGACAGACUGAAGCUGGAUCAUCAGACUGGAUCUCUGACCAUCACAAACAUCACAAACACACACUCUGGAGAAUAUAAACUGCAGAUCAUCGGCAGCAAUACCAUCAGUGAAACGAUCUUUAGUAAGACUGUGAAUGAUGUUCCUGCUGCAGAAACGAAUAAAACGAAGACCAAGUCAGUGAAGGAGGGAGAAUCUGUCACUUUUGAUCCUGGUGUAGUGAAAAACCCAAAUGAUGUGAUGACGUGGUAUUUUAAUGAAGCUCGAAUCGCUGAAAUCACUGGAGAUCAGAUUAAGAUCUGUACAGAUGUUCAGUGUGAAGAGAGAUUCAGAGACAGACUGAAGCUGGAUAAUCAGACUGGAUCUCUGACCAUCACACACAUCACAAACACACACUCUGGAGUUUAUCAUCUUGAGAUCCUCAGCAGCAGAUUCAUCAUCCACCGUCAGCACAGCAUCAGCAUUAUCAGUGAGAAGAGCCUUAAUGGGACUGUCACUUAUGUGAUCGUGGGAGUUGCUUUUGCUGUUCUGCUGGUGUUAGCAUGUGUAUAUGGAAAGCGGUGUCGAAAAAAUGACAAAAGGUUGCCCGUCUCCCACGCACAACAUGUCAUUUAAAGUACACAUUUACACAUUUACACAUGAACUAUCAUUUGCAUUUUGAAAGAAUUUAAAAAUGUGCCAGGAAAAUGUAA